This is a messenger RNA of Sitodiplosis mosellana (orange wheat blossom midge), 1386 nucleotides long. RefSeq lists its product as uncharacterized. The record is from RefSeq and is a predicted model, not a curated record. The transcript is spliced from 3 exons. Bases 141 to 1379 code for a protein of 412 amino acids. Lineage: Eukaryota; Metazoa; Arthropoda; Insecta; Diptera; Cecidomyiidae.
UAAAUAAAUUGGCACUGAAACUAACAAUUCUGGUUCUUCGACCGAGUUUAUAAAAGAACAACGCCAACCGGUGAAGUUGGCACUAAGUUUUCUGUUCGCAUACGAGUUAGUCGCCGUUUUCUCCUGUUCAAUCGACAAAGAUGUUCAUCUCGUGGUUAUCGAUUCUAAGCGCAAUAUCAGUUGCCACAGCGUUGCCAGUGUCUGUGUAUCCAGUUAGGCCAUAUGUGUUCUUAGCUCCUGAAUUGCCGAAAUUCGCAUUGCAACCGACGGUUAAAGUACAAUCACCGGCAACGAUUCAACAAAUUCAACCGGUUCCACUAACAAAGUCAGAAUCAGCACCUACCAGACAAUAUGUGGUAGUCUAUCCAUCCUAUCAAUAUGUUACAACUCGUCAAGAUGAUUCAAGCAACGCGGGAUUUUUCGAGACGAUUCAAAACUAUUUCAUCAAUUUUGGCAAUGGACUGAGUCAGAGUGAUGAUGCGAGCCAGAUAAUGGAUGCAAUUGAACCGGAUAAGCCACAGACAGCUGCAGCAACAUCAGCAACAUCAGCAACCACAGCCGAUGCAACCAAAUCCAUUUUCGCUCCUGAACCAGUAGUAUCACAGGAGAAAAUCACACCAACGCCAAGUGAAAGCAAACAGAAAUUCUUCUAUUCAUAUUUAACACCCGCGUCCACCGUUCCAUUGAAUUCCGAUCGACGGUUAUUCUUUUUGGGUGAUCAACCACAGGUUUUCGGUUCAUUCAGUGGAUCAGCGCUCAAUCCUGUGUUUAAUUUACAACAAGUGCCCGUUGUUUUAUCAUCACGCUCGAAUGUUGCCCAGCCCGACGAUCCGCAGCCGAAUAAAGUGAUCUCGGAAAAUGUGCAGAAAUUCUCACAAAUUCCUCCCGUGAUGGCCACCGUUGAGCAAACACCACAAGUUGAAGGCAAAAGCAAUUCCAUUGAACCAACCGAUUCGGUGGUUGUAGAUGCCGUACCAGAAAAUCGUGUCGUUCCUACAUUCCAACCAGUUGAGGAUAAUCGUGCGCUGCCCGUUGUUUCCACAGAAGCGACAGUUUUGGAUGAUAAAGCUCCUGUCGUUGCUGAUGUCGUGCCAUCCGUUAUUGUGGCCCGCAGCAAUCCCAUCCCAUUGGCUGUCUCAGGUGAUCCGGUAGUUUCAUCCUCAGCUGUAGCAUCGUCAGUUGUGCCAUCGUUCGUUGUUGACGGUGUGGUUGGAGGCGUUGUCGAAGGAAAUGAAUCAGUUCAACAAACAGUCGUUAGUCCAUCGCUUAAAGAAGUUGAACCGGCUGUUGUUCCUCCGGCCGUCGUAUCCUCUAUUGUCGCUGACCAAACCGUUCAAGGCAGCCCAACCGUGGAAUCGGUCACUUCGGGAAGCGUUUGAAUAAAUA